Messenger RNA from Eurytemora carolleeae, 605 nucleotides. RefSeq names its product golgin subfamily A member 7-like. Gene Ontology annotation, biological process: protein targeting to membrane; peptidyl-L-cysteine S-palmitoylation. The record is from RefSeq and is a predicted model, not a curated record. NCBI's taxonomy places the organism in Eukaryota, Metazoa, Arthropoda, Copepoda, Calanoida, Temoridae. Gene Ontology annotation, cellular component: palmitoyltransferase complex. The transcript has 6 exons. The coding region runs from base 61 to 522 and encodes 153 amino acids.
UCUGAUUCAGAAUGAUUAGAAGUUUGUCUAAUUAAGAAAAUUUCAGAAAAAUAAUGCAAUAUGUCCAGGAAUUCUUCAGAUCCAGUUCCUCAAACCAUAUCUCAGGCGAACUGUAGAAAACUGUUCCUCCAGAGAGACUACAGCGAGGGGUGUGGGGUUAAGUUUCAAUCUAGAUUCCCGGUCGAAUUGGAAGGUAAGAUUGACCGACAGCUGUUCGACUACACGAUCAACACCUUGAACAAUCUGUACGCAGAGGCAGAGAAAGCAAGCUGUUCAACGUAUUGUGAAGGAUGUAUGGCAUGUCUGACUGCUUACAUCAUAUACUUCUGCACUGAGACCCAUUACGAGAAGUGUUUGAAGAAGGUUUCGAGAUUUGUUCACGAGCAGAACGAGCAGGUGUGGACAAAGCGUGGACUAUUGAUCACAGAUCCUAUAGAACGAGGACUUCGAGUAGUGGAGUUAUCAAUUCUCACGGAGCAGGCACCCAUCCCACAAACAGGACCAGAUUGGCAGCAAUCCUGACUAACCGAGAAGAACAAGGUUGCUUAUCCCUAGAGAAGGUGAACCCUGUUCUCUAAACUUCUCUUCUCUCUUAACAAACAUGU